Molecule: messenger RNA, 2091 nt
Organism: Williopsis jadinii
Lineage: Eukaryota; Fungi; Ascomycota; Saccharomycetes; Phaffomycetales; Wickerhamomycetaceae
Gene: HMI1
Product: ATP-dependent 3'-5' DNA helicase
Exons: 2
Coding region: 1-1923 (640 amino acids)
Biological process (GO): recombinational repair
Cellular component (GO): nucleus
Molecular function (GO): ATP binding; hydrolase activity; 3'-5' DNA helicase activity
Source: RefSeq, a predicted model, not a curated record
AUGACUGGUAACAUCACGUCCGACUAUAAGUUCAAGCAUGGAUGCCCACACUCGCUAGUUGAAGAUAUGUCACUCACCAAGGAAAUAGCAGUUACACCCACUCAGGCCAAGAUCAUCCGGCAUCCAAUUGAGAAGAAGAAAACCCUCAACAUCAUCUCAGGUCCCGGUGCAGGCAAGACAACGACUCUUGUGAACAAAGUAGCGUAUAUGAUUGGGGAAGAGAUUGUGAAACCUGAGAAAGUAUUGGUGUUGAGCAUGACUAAUAGAGCGGUUGAUGGGUUCCUUUCUCGGUUACAGGAUCAAUUGGAUGAAGAGACUGCGGCAUUGACCGAUAUUGAGACAUUCCACGGCCUAGCUCACCGUGAAUUGAUGAAGUACGACCCGAGCUACGGGUUCUCGGAACUAAUUGAGGACCCAGGAUGGCGUGUACUAGGGAUGAUGUCUGGUGUGAAGAGAAAGUUUGAGCUACAACGUAUAGUUGAGCUCCUGAAGACCAGGGGACUAACAGCUGAUGAGCGUGAUGAGAUUGCUUCAGAGCACAGACUCUCAAGAGAAACUAUUGAUGAACUGUUCAAGAUUCUGGAGACUUCACAAGCAGUGACGUACAAUGAGUUCUUAAGAGACUACAAACGACUGCUAAGAGAUGGGAAGAUCAAGACAGACUAUGACGUUGUUAUUGUUGACGAGUUCCAGGAUGUCUAUCCUGAAUUGUGGGAGCUGGUGGAACUGUUAGCCAGAAAUUCACACUUGAUAGUCGCUGGCGAUCCAUACCAGAGUAUCUACGGAUUCCUUGGUGACAAUGGUAUAGUACAAAGCCAACUAGAGCACUUCCAUGAAAUGGACAGAGUUGAAAUGUACGACUGUUUCAGGUCUCCGCCAGAGGUCAUCAAAUCGUCUGAGUACAUUAUUGAAACAGACCGUGGAGUUAAAUCGUACCUCAAAGGUGAAAAGCCUAUAUUGAUGAAGAUGAGAGACUCAACAGAGCAGUUUGAAUAUGUCAUUGAUGAAAUCAUGAGGCUGGUAACAGAAUCAAACGAUGCUGUGAAGUUGGGCGACAUCGCAGUGCUAACAAGAACCAAUAGGGAACUGGAGGAGUUGAUCAAGAUGUUGAACAAGUACGGAUUGGACACUUUGAAACUAAGCUCGUCUCCUUCAUGGUGUGAUGGCAAUCUCUUCUACCUCGUGGACUAUAUGCGUAUCCUGAACAACCCUCAGAGAUCUCACUUUGCCGUGAUAUGUACCUUAUUGCUAUUGCCAGAGAUUGGGCCUGUCACUGUGAGGAAUAUUGAAGCAAGGGCAAGACGCAACAAGAUGAGUCUUUACGACUAUUUAGUUGAGCACCGUGACAAGCUGAAACCUCAGUUACAGGCCUAUAUUGAUGUCAUGGAAGACAUGAGACUGAGCUUGGAUCCCAACAGCACGAGCGACAUAAUGGAUAAGCUGCUGAUCAUCGCUGAUGAAUUGGGGCUACGUAAGUUCCUCUCGAGGAGUAUACUGUUUGAUGAUGAUAAGAACCACGUCACGACCCAGGUCUUAGACUUUAACGAAUCUUUGAAGAUGUUUGCCCAUUUGAAGCCUGAUAACCAAACAGUGCUGGAGUACUUCCUGCAAUCGUACAUGGAUCGCUUACCAAUAUCGACGGUGAAGGAUGCGGUUAAAGUGAGCACGAUUCAUUCAUCAAAGGGACUCGAAUUCCCAGUGGUAUUCAUGAUAGGCUCUAAGCCAGCGUUGUUGCCUCGAGAGCACUUAAGCCCUGAAGAUCGAAGAGUGUACUACGUUGGAAUGACAAGAGCCAAACAUUUGCUAUACAACACAGUUGUUGAGAAUAAGGACUGGCCCAUAGAUAUGGGACGCAUAAAGAAGGAGGCUGGCCAUCUGUUUCAAUUCAAUUCUCCAGUUCUUUCAGAACCUCGCAGCCUCUAAUAGUGUCUUCGCUUAUCAAAGGACUCAGACUUUUGCAAAGAACUCGCUAAAGGCACAAUCUACUUCUUCUUCUUCUCAACCUUGUUCUUCUUCUCAACCUUGUUCUUCUUCUCAACCUUGUUCUUCUUCUCAACCUUGUUCUUCUUCUGUACUUUGAUUGGAGCAGAG